AUGGGUAAAGGAGAGCUAGGCAUAGACACCGAGAUAGAUGAAAUUGAGGGCGAAUCGUCUUCACGUGUUCGUAUCGAUGAAGUGCGCCCCUUUCGAACACGUUACCCUGGUUUAGUUAGAUUGAAAGCCUACAUAUUCGAUGGAUUAGGGGAUUACUACAAUAAAGAAUGGGAUCUCUUAGAGGGUAAUGACAAAGAAUUUUGUUGGUAUCAUGUUGAAAUCCCCAAAGGGAAUCAAAAACUUUCGCAAUCUGCUCAAUAUCUUAUUGAUGUUCUUUGUCCUCCAUUAAAACUACAAGACAUUCUUUCUUUAAUUAGCAAUGGACCAUAUUGUGGGCAUGUCGAUGGAGCUCUUGUAUUUAGGGUUAAUUCACCUGGUCCACCUUCUAGCAAGUUUACAUUUAGAUUAGCUGCUAGGGUUACUGAGAAUUCUGUGAUUACAGUGUCAUUAGGGCGAGUGCCUAGAUUAGGGUUUUCUCCUGUGGGCCAGUCUCUUUUAUCUGAAAUCCCAAGUGUAGAGAGUCCAAGUGCUAAACAUAGUGGGUCAUCGGAAAAUGAUGGUUUUGUGAUCAAAGAACAUGUUCUUGAGUUCUUGUUGACAAUGAAUCAUUCUGAGGAGGCAGACAAUCCUGUUCCUAAAUCGGUUUCCAAUUUGGUUGUUCAUAUUGUUGAUACUCAUGUGGAUCACCUUGAGGAUGUUGUUACUAAACUUGAGAUCGAGCUUGAUUCUGUAGAAGUUGAUUUGGAUAAAGGUGGUUUUUACUUGAAGAAACAAUUGUUGGAUGAUAGAAGAUUCCCUAAAAUGCAUCUAGACUUACAACGCCUCUUGCAGGUGAUUACACAUGGAGAACAAGUGUUUCCAAGAGUGAAGGAAAAAUGUUCUGCAAAAGAUUGGUUUGCUAAUGAAGACAUCAAUUCCCUUGAAGAGUUAAUCAGACGAUUGAAAAGAUUAAAAGAUAAUGUUGGUUUUAUCUCCAAUCGUGUGACAGCUGUACAGGCUGGACUUGACAGUUGGCAGGCAGAGCAAAUCAACCGAAAACUCUACUAUCUCUCAUUCCUCUCCAUCAUAUUCCUUCCUCUAUCCAUCAUCACAGGAGUUUUUGGGAUGAAUGUGGGAGGGGUGCCAUGGACAGGACAAAGAGAUCCAAAGAUAGCAGAUGGAUUCAGAAACGUGAUGUUGGUUUGUGUGGCAACUUUAGCUCUUGUGUUGUUAUCCUUCUUGUUUCCUUUUCUUUAUAGCCGAAUAACUGCUUGGAGAAAACAAAGAGCUUUGAAAAGAAGCUGGUCACUUAACAAAAGGUCUUUCCUCAGAAGAACUGGUGGAGAAAGAGGAGGUUACCUUCGCCUCUGAGAGUAUGUUAGCUCUUUGUAUAUCACGUUUUUCUGAAUCACAUGUAUAAUCCAAUAGUAAUACUUUUCCAUGGUUUUUACUUGGUUUAAUCUUGUGAAUAGUUGGUGCAUAACAAGUUGGGAUUUUUUGUGCAUAUGAAUCAUUUUAAAAUGCGUUUAUGAGGGUGUGAUUGUUGGC
Lactuca virosa is the source of this 1527-nucleotide messenger RNA. The record is from the annotation of a GenBank genome assembly. NCBI's taxonomy places the organism in Eukaryota, Viridiplantae, Streptophyta, Magnoliopsida, Asterales, Asteraceae.